This is a messenger RNA of Cajanus cajan (pigeon pea), 488 nucleotides long. RefSeq names its product ethylene-responsive transcription factor 4. The record is from RefSeq and is a predicted model, not a curated record. Gene Ontology annotation, biological process: regulation of DNA-templated transcription. Lineage: Eukaryota; Viridiplantae; Streptophyta; Magnoliopsida; Fabales; Fabaceae. Gene Ontology annotation, molecular function: DNA binding; DNA-binding transcription factor activity.
CAACACCCAACCCAUUGUCUCCAUCUUCCAAGCCCACACCACACCACUCUCUCUCACUUUUUCUCUUGUCUCGCAAUCGCAAACGCAUGGCUCCCAGGGAUAACAACACCAGCAGAUCCGCCGCCGCCAUUGGGCCCGGGCCUGGGCCCGCCCCGGCCCAUUUGCCCAAAGAGAUCCGCUACAGAGGCGUCAGGAAGCGCCCCUGGGGACGCUACGCCGCCGAGAUCCGCGACCCGGGAAAGAAAACGCGCGUCUGGCUCGGCACGUUCGACACCGCCGAGGAGGCCGCGCGUGCCUACGACGCCGCGGCGCGUGAGUUUCGCGGCGCCAAGGCCAAGACGAAUUUCCCCACGCGCGCGGAAAUGACGGCCCACGCCGCGCGCAGUCCCAGCCAGAGCAGCACGCUCGAGUCCUCCCCCCCCUUUGAUGGUGCUGCCACCAACAAAGCAGAUGGUGCGAGACCUAUUGGUGAUGGCCUUACAUUGUAG